Molecule: messenger RNA, 961 nt
Organism: Symbiodinium necroappetens
Lineage: Eukaryota; Dinophyceae; Suessiales; Symbiodiniaceae
Source: the annotation of a GenBank genome assembly
GAGCUCAUACACAAACAAUCCUGCACCUCUGGGAGCUCAGACGUGCCAGAAGGAUAUUCCACUCCUCUCGGGCUCCCAACGACCUUUCGCCCUGGCGGAGCAAGCUGCCCACAAAGGUCUCACAGCUGUAUACCAGGUGGUGCGCAAAUUGGCAGAGCUACAGAGUGCCCUGCUGCACCUGCCACAAGGCAAAGCACUUCCACCCUGGGUUGUAUGGUGCGACAACAUGCAGAAUCCUAUGCUGCGACCCUACGUCUACGACCUAGCAUGUCGGUUUCCUCAGUUCGCAUACGUCAGCAUGCGAUCCGUGGAGGACAAAAAUAUAAUCUUCAUAGAAGAAGAGAAGGACAUAAAGCAGGUCAUUGCCGCGGAGGUCGACGCGGACUUAAUCGAUCUCAUUCUUCACAUCCACAGGCACUCCAAGCUUCUCAUUGACCACAAGGAUGCAGUUGUGAUGUUCUUUCGUCCGGCAUCCCGCAUGAGCAUCAUACCUCUCCUUGCCAAGAAGAGCGAACAUUGGCACGAGCUCAAGGCUCAGAAAGAUGCGGAACUCUCCUUGGCCCUUCGAACCUUCCUGUUCCGCUCCAUGUUCGAUGCCAUUCAGGAGAGGCUCCAGGAGACAGUGAAGAACCCCACACAGCUCGAGGCGGCACAGCAGCUCCAGGUGUUUCUGCCGGACAAGGAGGGCGAUCAAGCUCCUCUCACUCUGGAGCGUGUCGUGGAGAUUCUGGCAGCCAUCCUCAAGCACUCACUCGACUCCUUGGCCAUUCUCUGCUUCCAUCCCACUCAGAAGCUGGCGGCACCCAUCCAGGGCCCCACACUCCCCUUUCUUCUCCAAGUGGGGAAUCGAUCCAAGGCCUCCUUCGAGCUGUACGAGAACCUGAUCCUCCUCGCCAAUUCCGCCCUAUGGCAGCUAGUGGGAGGCUCCCUUCGCACCGAGCGAAUGUCCCGCAGCCCGCUC